Molecule: messenger RNA, 2131 nt
Organism: Anopheles stephensi (Asian malaria mosquito)
Lineage: Eukaryota; Metazoa; Arthropoda; Insecta; Diptera; Culicidae
Product: zinc finger protein 658
Exons: 3
Coding region: 146-1966 (606 amino acids)
Biological process (GO): regulation of transcription by RNA polymerase II
Cellular component (GO): nucleus
Molecular function (GO): DNA-binding transcription activator activity, RNA polymerase II-specific; RNA polymerase II cis-regulatory region sequence-specific DNA binding
Source: RefSeq, a predicted model, not a curated record
GUCAAACGGCGACACCGGUUGUUUUGAUUUGUUUACAGUUUUUUGUGCGCCGUCGUUGAUGAUCAAAAAAGUAAUCAAAUCAGAUUCUUCGUCGAUAACAACAGCUGUUCAAGAAAUUUCCGUCACGAUUCGGUAAAAAAUCGACAUGUUUCUCAAACCGGGAAUGGAUUUACCCAACCGGAACGGUCCUAACAUAAUCACCCAGAGCUACAAUCAUGAUAUGACCACCAAAGAGCAUUACCAAAACACUCCCAGAAGCCAUGGGUGUAAGGAAUCGAAUAUCGUUCCAGCUGGAUGGACCGCAAGAGCGGCCCAGAUGGAAACGGCCACUGAACAGAAUACGCAUCUGGGUAAAAAGUAUGCUUGUGGUGAUUGUGGCAUGGUGACGUGCGAUACGCUACAAGCCAUCAAACAGCACAUGAUGGAGGAACAUGGAUUAGUUAAUCCGAAGCGAUGUGCUUACCCGGAAAGGGUGGACGAUCAAGAAAAUCAGCUGUCGGCAUCAACAGUCCCAGCGGUCGUGGAUAAACUAAACUCCUCUAGCAGCAGCAGCAGCAGUAUACUGUCUGCAUCCUCCAGUACGUCGACCGACGAUAAAGUUCCAUCCUUAUCUCGCAGCUCAUCCUCCUGCGACGAACAGCCACCCAAAACCAAUAAGCCAAAACGAAAGAGUACUCCACGCACGAGAAGGAAGAAGCUGCAGUCGGAACGAAGCCCACCACCCGCUAGCGACGAGGGUGAGCAGGAUGAGGAUGAUUUUUUACAGUCCGUCACGCUGAAAUCGCUGACGGAGAAGUUUCAGUACGAAAAGCCGCACAAAUGCUCGCGGAAGGGUUGCCCGUACAAGUUCGCUUCGUUCGACAUCCGUGACCAACAUUUACGGUGCCACGCGGAAAUCGAUAGCGUACCGGAAUCGGCCGACGGUAGCUGUUCGAAAACCAGCGUACCCCGCAAACGUUUCAGCUUCAAGUGCAGCCAAUGUGACAGUAAGUUUGAUUCGUGGAAACCAUGCCUGUUGCACGUGUGGCGAGAGCAUCAAAUCGAUCUGGGCAUGCUGCGGUGUCCGAUGUGCGAAAAGCGCUACGUCUACACGGUGCACGUGUUCAAGCAUCUGCAAACGCACCGCCGAAAGCAAACGCUCGAUGUGCCGUGCCGGGUGUGCGGCAAGAAGUUUCUCAACACAUCGCAACGCUCGGUGCACGAGGCGCUGCACCGGAAGAAGGAACCGCACGACGAGGAAGACGAGCUGGAGGGGAACGAAAAGCCACGCUGGUACGCGGAACGGCGGUGCGACAUCUGCAAACACAUGUUUUCCAACUCGAAGAUCCUGUCCAAGCACAUCAAAACGGUACACUUGAAAAUAAAACCGUUCGUGUGUAACGUGUGCGGGUACAAGUGUGCCCGUAAAGCGACACUGAACAUUCACAUCCGGCAGCACUCGGGGCUGAAACCGCUGGCCUGCAAAAGCUGCACCUUCCGGACGGCCGACCCAAGCGCACUCAGCUACCACGAACGGCGCCAUCGCAACGAAAAGGCGUAUCAGUGCAAAACGUGUGGCAUUCGGCUGGUGCAACCGAGUGCGCUACGCGGCCACAUCCAAACCCAACACCCGCAGGAAUACCAGCGCAUGAAAUGUACGCUGUGCGAUUAUGCGUCGAUCAAUGCGCAGAACCUCAAACGACACCAAGCCAACCAUAAGGCGGGCUUGAUAAGGACGAACGAUGAAGAUUCGCAGAUGGAUUGUGAGGACGAUCGGCGGGAGCAUAGCCACCGGGCGCAGCAUGGUAUCGGAGCAACAGCGAGCGAACGGCAGCCGGCAACUAAUGCUCCGGAAAUUUCGUUCGACUGCUUUCUGCCGCUCGAGAGCGUUGAUUCCGUGGUGCAUGAUACCGGUGGCAUCACGAUACCGGCCGCGGUCGUUACCGUACCGGCUGCCCUGUCCGAAGAGACGCAGUUCCCGAUUUAAGCACGUUCACGUGAUGCUGCAUUACAUACCGGUUUUUUGCAUUUAAAUUCAAAUGUUGAAGUCAUGGCGCUGGACUUAAAUGUCGUUGCUAAACGCAAGAUUCGAAUGAAAUACGCGAGUCAAAUAAAAUGAAAAAGCCCUUUAAACUUUUGAAUGAAUGAAGAA